UAAAAAUGUAUUGCUGGUUGCCUAUUUGCUAUAGAGCUCUCUUAAAUGCAAAAUUUUCACUUUUUUACAAGAACCAGUUUACGGGAUUAACUCAAAUUCCAUGUUUAACCUCAAAAUUUUGAAUUUAAACCGAAAAUUUCAGUUAACUCAAAAUUUCAAAUUUGAAAUUGAAAUUUGCAAAAUUUGAAGUGCAAACUCGAAAUUUCGAAUUUAGUCUCAAAAUUUAGCAUUUGACCAUGUUUUGAGCAAAACUUUGCUUUGAAAACAGAAAAUAUUCAAUGCUUUUUUAUUAAUGGAAUGUUUUCAGAAUUUUGGAAAUUCUGCCGAUCAAAACGUGUUUACUAUUUGUACCAAAAAGGGUGCAACACGUUAGCGACUUUCCAAACGAAUCCGACUGACGAUUGCCAUUCCAUUUUCUAGUAGCGCUCUGAAUCGACGCGAUUCCGACUAGGCACUCUAAACGCAUAAACUAGUAGCCGCGAUACUGAUAAAAGUUGAUGUUAGCUGAGAAUUUAAAUAGUAAAUAAUGGGAACAAACUUCAUAACAUUCUUGAAUUUUAUAACGUAACCUCAAACUCGUAAACUGUAUUGCUCACAUGCUGUUCCGUGACAAGAGAUUUAAACUAAAAAAAAGUGAACACGGGGACCGUCCGUCACCGAUUUCGUUGUCUGGAACGGCCCCGUUUCAAGUACAAUAAGACGAGACGUCUUUUUUUCCGCCGCAUUUAUUUUUUAAAUUGUCACUUACCGUAACGUUGUGUAUUUUCAGAGACUUUUUCUAGUGUGAUUUUUAUAAAAGCCAUAUGCUCUUUUUAUAGUGAGGUUGAUAUAUAAGUCGAAUAAACUUAACGGGGAUUGUUACUGUGACGGGGGAGAUCUAUCACUUUAGGUGAUUCGUUUAACCCAGCGUUUAUUUUUCGUUAAAAAAAUAUAUAUACAGCGAGACGUUCUUUUUCCUCCGAAAGUUGUAUGCCUCUUGUAAAGUUUUGUGACACACCCUGUAUAUUGAUUACGUGAUACGAUUAUAGAUAAUUAAUUACUCAUUACGGACGUAAUCUACAAGAUCCUCAUUCUUCUUAAUUUUGUAGAUUGGCGCCCCGAAACAAUUAAUAGGUGUUUAAAUUUUGAAUAUUGUAUAAAUAUAUGUUUUAAGGAUGCACUGUAAAUUUAAUACUGAAUGGAUAUUUUCAGUAAGUAUGUAGUUAUGUAGGAAAUGCAGCGUCCACGAUGGUUUACUUGUUCGUUGGAAUCUUCCGUGGCUGUUGCGAGUGGUGCAGGUACCUAUUAGCGAUGACGUAAAAUCACUUAUUGAUUUUACCUUUACGGAAUUAGUCUUGGUCGCAAACCGCAACCCGCAUUGCAUGAAUUCGCAAUGUGGGUUGCAUAAUCAAUCUACGUUAACCGUAGUAGCAGUCCGUCGCCCGCAUUACACGAACGGUAAUACUGGUUGCAUAUCUUGUGGCAAGCAGUGACUCGUAUUACACGAACGGUGCGAUACUGGUUGCAUAAUUGAGAAUGGAACUGAAUCUUUUUUUAUUUUUUUUAUAUCGUGGGUACCUCGCAUCGCGACUUGUAUAUUUUUUAUUCUUAUAUAAUAAUGGAUAACUGCCAAAGAAAACUAUUGAUGCCUGUAAUGAGAUUGUACGUUAUAGGGUAAAUGUUACUUUAUUAUCGCAUAUAUACGGUGUAAUUUCAAAUUAAAUUUAAAUAAAUGUCUAUGUAAGGAUGGAAUUUUUUCAGUUUUCCAGCUUUAUACAUCGAAGCAGGCCUGUGAAUUGGGCGGAGUCUGAAUUUUUUUAUCUUCCUCCGUAGUGCUGUGCUUUUUAUUUGUACAGUCGCAUUCUUUUCUUGUAAAAUAAUGUUUCCCCACCCAAUUAUUUAUUUAUACUCGGUUUAGAAUCUAACUAACGUAUAAGUCAUUGUAUUAUAGCAAGUUCAUGUAAGUAAAUAUUCAUUUUCAAUGUUGUGACUUUUUUUUCAUUUCCCGCAUCGAAGACUUGUCCGUUAUCUUUCGGCACUUAUCCGGAUUGCGGUGGUGGUAGUAGUUGGGUAGUUUUGUUUAUUACCACUAUUAACGCAUGCUGAUAAUAAACCAUUUCGAAAAAUUGUUUGUUCAAGAUUUCUAGUAAGGAAAACUGCUGUUUGUCUUCAUUUGAUAAGAUUUUUUCUGAAAAAAUUGUUUGAAUUCGUCCUAACUAACUUGACACCUUUGAAAUAGAGUAAAAAUAGUUAAAUCAAUCCAUCACUCAACCCCACUGUUUUGGUUGUACCGUAACCACGGCGAUCACGAAUCAAACAACGCAAACAAUCCCACAAAUUGACAGUAUGUCAGAUGGUACAUUUUUGGUCUCAAUCUCUGGUCAGAUUGAGUGGUUGAACAUUUUGGCCCCGUCUGGUUCCUCUUGGUAUUGCAAGUACGAGUUCUUCUCCGGGCCGGACUGGAAACUUAUUGGCGGACUGGAGGCGGGGUUGUCCCAGGUCGCCAACGUCGUGACCAACGGGGAAAAGAUAGUGCUCAAUUUUCCCGUCGAGGUGCAGUUCAAGUCUACCAACCCUUAUGGAUGGCCGCAGAUGAUACUAAGCGUGUAUGAAAAUACGCACUUGGGAGGCUACGGUAGGGUUCACAUGCCGCUGAAGCCGGGUGCCCACACUCUCGACGUUAAUUUGUCCAAACCGAUGGCGUCGAGCAUGCUGGGUUACGUCGCGUCAUUUUUCGGAUACCAACCCGAACUGCUGCAGCCCAAGAUGCUGGCUACGACGGCCGGCAAUAACCUGAUCAGAAUGGAAACAACCGGUCACGCUCGCAUUACCGUGAAUGUGGUGACGCAGGAAUUUCAGAACUUGGGCUACGAUGCCGGGCAAAUAAGGGAUUGACAAU
Anoplophora glabripennis (Asian longhorned beetle) is the source of this 2878-nucleotide messenger RNA. It is a transcript of the gene B9d1, whose product is annotated as B9 domain-containing protein 1. The record is from RefSeq and is a predicted model, not a curated record. Lineage: Eukaryota; Metazoa; Arthropoda; Insecta; Coleoptera; Cerambycidae. The transcript is spliced from 3 exons. Gene Ontology annotation, biological process: cilium assembly. The coding region runs from base 2326 to 2874 and encodes 182 amino acids. Gene Ontology annotation, cellular component: MKS complex.